Messenger RNA from Lepisosteus oculatus (spotted gar), 1747 nucleotides. RefSeq names its product pdgfa associated protein 1b (gene pdap1b). Gene Ontology annotation, molecular function: RNA binding. The record is from RefSeq and is a predicted model, not a curated record. NCBI's taxonomy places the organism in Eukaryota, Metazoa, Chordata, Actinopteri, Semionotiformes, Lepisosteidae. Gene Ontology annotation, cellular component: cytosol.
UUUCUGCUUCAUAAUACAUUCUAUGUAUUCUUAAGUUUGUUUGAUCUUUUACAUGACAGGGAGAUACAAAACGCUUUAAAAAAGAUAUUGCUACUAGACUCAACGAUAUUGCAUCAUGUUUGUCCACCUGUCCAAUGCCUGAGAAAUUAGUAACCCAUUUUUAAUAUUACUUUUAAAAGGGAAACGUGUUUGUCAUGUAUUGGUUAUUUAAUGUGCAAAACAAAUAAUGUAAGUGACCUAUGUACUCGUUUUUUCCCGUAAUAGUUCCACGAUAUUAUUGCUUUUUACAACGUACGAGGAAGAUACAUAGACAGCUAAAUGAAGAGGUCUUCGUAUGACGAGUUUCUCAGGCAGGGGUGGCGUAAGAAGCAGUUUCGAUUUCUUAGUCGGUUCUUUUUAAAACUUACAUUUGGAUUUGUAAUUUAAGCGAGUCAGAAUGCCAAAAGGAGGUAAAAAGGGAAGCCAUAAGGGACGCAUGAGGACCUACACUAGCCCCGAAGAGAUAGACGCUCAGAUGAAAGCUGAGAAAGAGAAACGGAAGGAUGAGGAAGAGGGAGCAACAGUAAGUGACAGCCAUGUGGAAGAAAAGCUCCCUGAGUCUGAUUCCGAAGACAGCGAAGACGAAGGCAGCCAGAAGAGAAGAGGUGUGGAGGGCUUGAUAGAAAUCGAGAACCCGAAUCGAGUAGUACAGAAAGUAAAGAAAGUGACUCAGCUGGAGCUUGAACAGCCCAAGCAACUAUCCCGAAGAGAACGAGAAGAAAUCGAGAAGCAGAAAGCGAAGGAGAGAUAUAUGAAAAUGCACUUAGCGGGGAAAACGGAGCAAGCCAAGGCCGACCUGGCCCGGCUCGCCAUCAUCCGGAAACAGCGAGAGGACGCAGCCAGGAAGAAAGAGGACGAGAGGAAAGCUAAAGAAGCAGUGACCGCAGCAGCAGCAGCAGCGAAAGGAUUGCAUACCUUGUCUCUCAAUAAAUGAUGGGAAGUCCAGUGACCCCAGGGAAGUGCACCCCUUCUGUUCAAGGACUGCUGCAGAAUCUUCUCUAACUGAUGGCCUGGCUGUUGAAGACAGACCGUCUGUGACAAGGACUUUAAAGUGUGCAAUAAUUUAUGGUCGCGUGAACACUGUAGAUAAGAAGAUUAUUCUAUGGAUAGAAUCAAUAUUUUAUUUGCAAAGAAGAUCAUGUCUGGAAAUCUCCAGUAUUUAGGUGCUGCGUGCUGGAGUGUGCUUAUCAGCCUUCUGCCAAAGUGAAACAAGGAGUCUAUUUUAUUUCAACCAAUUUUAAAUACUUUAAUUGCCAUAUAAAAUUAUUUCAUGAUUUAAACUUGUCUCUAAUAUUAGCCUUUGCACUUGAUGCCACAGAAGUUGGGAACAGCAUUUGUAUACACUCCUUACUAUGAUAUGAGGCUAAGCUGUAAUGUGGGGAAUUGUGUGCAUCAUCUGUUUUGUCAUUUCUUUCAUGUUUGACCGAUUUCAGCCUUAUCAGGCUUCCAUCUCAAAGAGCCUUGCAAAGACACUGGACCUGUACCUGAAUGUUCGCUCUUGAGAUGGGAAAAUUGAGCCUGGGUUUUCCGAGUUAAUUCUGAACUUUCCUUUUGAGCCUCUAAUCAAACUGUAACCUGUAAACAAAAUAUAUAAUAUAUAUCCCCAGAAGCUCCCCAGCAUUGUACAAGUCAUCUUGAAUCAGAUAUAUUCUAAAAGGGUUCCAGAAUAUUGUGGAAAAAAUGUUAAAUAAACUCCAGCAGAAAUCUA